ACUUAAAAUAAAACAGUGCAGGGGAAUAGUGGCCUCCCUUUCUCUUCUUAACCUAGGGCACGACGGCCACCGAGAGAUCGGUCUGUGACUCAACAUCGAACGGUUCUAGUAAAAGCAAAGGAGAAACUUCCUUUUUAUUAUUUCCUUCUCUAUCUCUCUCUAGUGUCUCACAAAUGAAGAUUUUAGAGGCCAAUGCUGGUGCACUCACAAAUUUUGAGGUCCUUGAUUUCUUACGAACUAAAGGAGCUUCAAAGGAUCCAACAAGGGUUAUUGCCAAAGUAGCUCAGUCUGAAUACAAGCAGGUUUAUGAUUAUUUGGUUGACACUGCUGCCUCUGAUCAAACAAGAGAGAGCAUCAACGAGUUUUUGACUAGUAUUAAACAGCAUGAUCUAGCAAAAGCCGAGGUUCUGAACAUAUUAAACACUAGGCCAGCUUCUGAAGUUGAAUUAUUCCCUAUCAUAGAGAGUUGUGAGGGGCGUCUUCCAGAUGAAGAGGUGACCGAAAUAGUAGAGCUGGUGACAAGAACAUUGCCGCCACCUCCCAGUAUGAAGCAGGAAGAAAUCACCAAGGUUGACGAAGAAACUGCUACAUUAAAAAAUGAAAACGAUGAGGUUAUUGAAGAUCCCACGGACACAAGACAAGACAACUAAUUGGGUGCUAUUCAUAUAAAGUUGCAUCUUAAUUUUAUGUACAAUUAUUACAUAAUUGUUUUUGUUAUCUCUUUUUUAUCAUAUUAUAUAAUGUAUAAAUUUAUCACUUUUACUUUUUGCUAGGUGUAUAUUAAAAAUUAAUUUUUUUUAUUACAUGAAUACUUUCUACAAUCUAUUAACUUUUUGCUUGAAAAUCUCAUCUCCAGAUGGCUUGUUGAAA
Messenger RNA from Vigna angularis (adzuki bean), 870 nucleotides. RefSeq lists its product as uncharacterized. The coding region runs from base 174 to 650 and encodes 158 amino acids. Gene Ontology annotation, biological process: transcription initiation at RNA polymerase III promoter. The record is from RefSeq and is a predicted model, not a curated record. Gene Ontology annotation, cellular component: RNA polymerase III complex. The transcript has 5 exons. Lineage: Eukaryota; Viridiplantae; Streptophyta; Magnoliopsida; Fabales; Fabaceae. Gene Ontology annotation, molecular function: nucleotide binding.